Molecule: messenger RNA, 2604 nt
Organism: Rhizopus microsporus ATCC 52813
Lineage: Eukaryota; Fungi; Mucoromycota; Mucoromycetes; Mucorales; Rhizopodaceae
Exons: 10
Coding region: 69-2504 (811 amino acids)
Cellular component (GO): plasma membrane; cytoplasm
Molecular function (GO): protein binding
Source: RefSeq, a predicted model, not a curated record
GUCCGUUGAAAGAGGGGUAAUUGUUUCCGUUUCACGCUUUCUGUAUUUCUUCAUCUUUCUUUAACAACAUGACUACAGAUAUUAUCACUACUCACUUUUCAGAUAACUUUUGGGAAAGCCUUGAAAAGAAUGGCAUAACUAUUUUAUUAGAACGUAUGCGUGGUGCUAAACAAACUUGUGAAAGGUUAAAAAAUGCAUAUGAAGCAAGAGCACUACUGGAAGAAGAGUAUGGAAAGACACUAUUACAAAUUGCCCAAAAACAAAAGGCAUCGUCUACAGAAAAUGGUAAAACUAAAGUAGCAUUAGACACGAUGCAAGCCGAAUUCCAAUCAAUUGCGGAGUUGCAUAUACAACUAUCAUGUCAUUUACGCGAUAGUAUUGCCACGCCACUGGCGAAACUUAUCAACAAACAAAAGGCUGUCAGAAAGGAGCUUCAGAGUUCUAUUCAAAAGCUGUACAAUAAUAGACAGCUUCAAGUUCAUUUUGUGCGCAGGGCUCAUAAGCGACAUAAUCAAGAGAUUGAAAAAGCAAAUAUCCUUGUAGAAGGAAAAUCAACUGAAGAAGAAAAGCAGGCCGCAUUUAAAACAGCACAAGCAACUAUAGAAAAACUCAAAAGUGUAUAUGAUGAGGGAUUAAAUGACUUGACUAAAAUUGUUGAAGAAUGGAACAACGAUUGGAAAAAUACGUGUGAUGCUUUCGAAAGACUGGAGCAAGAAAGAAUACAGUUCUUCCAGACAAAUAUUUCAAAUUAUACAAACCUUAUGGUCGGAUGCUUAGAAAAUGAAAUACAGGCUUAUGAAAGAGUAAAUGUUAAAGUAGAGGAUGUGGACGUAAUGCAAGACCUUACUGAUUUUGUGAAUGAGAACAGGUCUACUCAUAUUGUUCCAUCACCAAUGGAUUAUAUCAAACUCCAUGCAUAUCAAGAAGUAAACCUUGGAAAGGGAGAAGAAACGAAGAGUACAUUUCAUAAUGCAAUUGAUCAUGAAGAGCAUAGUGAUACUGAGGAUCACGAGCCGGUGAAAAAUGUUGAAGAGAAAAAAUCAGAAGUUAAGCCAGUGCCUGAUAAAGUUGUCGUUGAACAUACGACUGUAACCACUAAACCUACUGAUGGCACAGUGGCAUUAGUAGAACAAGAACCAGAUACAGAUAGUCCCAAGAUUCUAAUGGUGGGAAAGAUGGAGGUGUAUGGAUCUGAUGAUAGUGAUGGUGAUGAAGAGUAUGAAUAUGUAACUGAAACAGAGUCAGAAGAAGAAAGCGAGAUAAAAGAAGAGAAAAAAGAGACUGUCGUAAGUCAAGAGAAAGAAGACACCAUGGAUUCCAAGUCAUUGUCCCAAUCUACGGAAAAGAACCAAGCAUCACCAGUGUCCGUAAAAGCGAAGGAAGGGAAAAAUAGAGAACCUAUAGAAAUCAGGCAAGACAAUCGGUCUACUUCGGACGAAAAUAUUAGUAAGUUAGCGGCCGCCUAUAGGAAGCAAGCUGCAGAUGUAAAUAUAAAGAAAGAUGAGUCAUUCUCCUCUAUUUUGCUAAAGAAAGGGUUGAGCACGACACGACGAAGAGUUUCAUUCUUAAAUGAUGAACGGCCCUCUACAGGACAACAGGAGGACAACAAGCCAUUGUACAAAGCACCAUCUAUUGAUGCUGUCAAAAGAACAAUAUCCUCAGAUAACACUGAAAGCCAAGUUACAGCAGAUAUAGAACAGGACGCAGCAGCAAGAGAGUUGGACAAUAUGUUGCGAGAAUUGGAUACUGCUCACCGCAACCACUAUAGACAGCCAAAUAUCAGACCAACUGCAUCAGCAUCCUCACCUAGCCUGUUGCAAGACAGAUGGAAAAGCUCAUAUUUUGAUUCACAAUCCAGUCGACGCAUGAGUAUGGCUGAUAACAAUGCAGGAAACAUUUCACAACGAGUGAGUCCUUCAAGAAAUUCAAACAACACGUCUUAUUCAUCCUCGACAAUGUCUAGCAACAACCUGGGAGACUUGUAUGACCCAUUUAAUUCUUUAUCAUCCUCUUCAAAAUCUGAAGCAAAUAGUUUAAAUGAUGUUAUGCCAACCAAAUCCAUGUCAACCUCGAAUACGCCUACAGCGCAAAUGAUCCAUGAACGCAUGUUGAGAAAUGGCAACAGAUUAGGACAUUACCGACGCCGUUCAGUGAAUAGCGCAGAUACGAUAUCCUCAGGGUCUUCAGCAUCGUUAGCUUCUGUUCGUUCAAGGGAAGGAUUCGUACAAAGUUUUUACAACUUGAAGAAAAAUAAUAGUGGCAUUUCAACGAUACCACCAGAAAGCAGAGAACAAUUCAUAGACUUUGCUAUCGCAUUAUAUGAUUAUGAAGGAGCUGAUGAAGGAGAGAUAUCAUUCAAGCAAGGUGAUCUACUUGGAAUUAUAUCCAAGGGAGACGAUGAACAAGGCUGGUGGGAAGCAAGUUUAUUAGAUAAAGUCAGUGCAAAGAUCAUUCAAACAGGACUUAUUCCUAGUAACUUUAUUGAAACAGCGUUUCGUUCAUAGAUGAACUUAAAAAUAAACAGCCUUUUCUCCAUGUUUACUUUUGCGUUGUCGCAUUUGAUGCGUCUUGUCCAAAAAAUGACAAUGAAGAGAUAGUUCGAGA